This is a messenger RNA of Peronospora belbahrii, 2094 nucleotides long. The record is from the annotation of a GenBank genome assembly. Lineage: Eukaryota; Oomycota; Peronosporomycetes; Peronosporales; Peronosporaceae.
AUGGCUUCAGAAGACUCGCUCUUUGGUACGUCCAUGGACGGCCUACCAGGAUUUUUUACUAAUGGUAAUGUGGACGACACGAAGUACGAGUCACUCUUGGCUGAUUUACGUGCUCACGAUCUCCUGGGACCCAUUGAAAGCAGUACACAAGCUACUGAUACAAAUGGAUCAUCACUCUUCUUUAAUGAUGCAUUUUCUGCUAUUUUCAUGGGUAAUUUUGAGUCAAAAGUGACUCGAGAGGAGGAUCCGAAAAGCACUGGAGAGACUCCAAGUCAUGCAACGCGUAGUUUCAAUGCUCCUCCUGGAUUAUCGUCACCAUUAGAAGAUGUUAAAUGGGCUCGAGGUCAAGAAGAAUUCUUAAGACUGGAAGAGAAAUUGUACGAUACAGUAACAAAGAAAUCAGGACCACCACCAGGUUUAAGCUUGGAACAACAAGAUUUGGACCUUGAUGAGAGUCAAAUACCUGGUCUUAGUGGAUUGGGUCUUGAUGAUGAUGACUCUGUACCGCCAAUGUCCAAACAGACGUCAGCUCCACAAGCUUCUUCCAUUCCAAAUCCACCACCGCCGAUGCCUCCUACGCAGAAUGAACGACAGCCAAACGCAUGGGGUCCGCCAUUGCCGCCCCCGCAGGGAAUGUACCCAGGUGGUCCUCCACCGCCUCCGCAUUACUUUGGCCAUGGUUCACCUCUUCCAAUGCGACCACCAUAUCCUGGAUCCCCUGGCGCAUUUGGGCAUAAUGGCAUACCUCAGCCGCCGCCCCAUGUGUACCCUCCUGCUUUCAAGAUGAUGACUCCGCGCGACGUGAACUUUGUGAUGCAGCAGCAGAUGAAGUGGCUGCGCUCUAGUGAUCCGUUCAGUGAUGAUUACUACUUCCAUAAUUACAUGCAAAAGCGCUCACGUGUCGGCUUGGCGGGUCGUCCGUCAGUUCCGCUUCCUUCAUGGAAGCUCCAGCACGUAAAAUCUGUCGACCCACGAGACGUACAACGCGAAGUCAAGUCGCGCAACUGGGAGUCUGAGUAUCACGUACUUGGACGCAACACUAAGAGUAGUUUGUACCGUCCGAAGCAGUUGCUGAAUCUUGCAGGCACAGGUGAAGUUAGUUUGCCUCCCACAUCGCCCACGACAGGAGCUGAGAACCCAGAACGUACACCAUCCAGUGCUGGCGAAGGUGAGGAAGAGAGUACAUCUUCUACUUUUGCGGCAGCCGAGUCUAGCAGUGAAGCUGGCAGCUCCACUUAUGUGCGUGGAUCAAGUCCUGGUGCCCAGGUUGUCGCUGCGGAAGCCCAGGCUGCCAAGGUCUUGUGCAUGAGCGAGGAUGCCAGCCGCAGCUCGGUUUUUUCUAACGACACAUGGAACCUGCGUCUUCAGUUGGAUCGUGGAAUGCAAUGCUUGCUGUCUUUACAGGAUGCACGUCACUUGCUGGAUGCCCGCGGCAUCAAUGUGCAGCAGUUUCAUUCAAUGAAUGACGAUGAAAUGGAUCCAGCGCUUGUUGAGCUGCGCUCGAGGACGACGUCGCUGUUGCUGGAGCUGGCGGCUCUGCUUGGUGUCAAUGUAACCCAGCCUGGUGAUGCGGACAAUGGCGCUGCGUCUCCUGGUGUCAUGAGUUGUGAUUUACAGCAGCUGCUGAAGAUAUUGACAGCAGCCAAGGGUAAGAUGCUGGUAAGUCGUGCGCUACCACUCUUGCACCCGUCAGCCCGUUUUGUCCUUCUGCCUCAUCUGGUGAAUUAUCUUUUGUCCGGACGGACAAACAGUGGACGUCAACUGGAUGCCAACGAUGGGGGCGACGAUCGCCUCUGCCAGACACUGGUGCUCAUGUUGCUUUAUGUACCGCCUGCACCACCUGCUGAAUUGCUGACUGAGUGCCUCCAUCGGGCACUGGAUGGCCAUGAUGUGCAGUCAUUAUCCAGCGUGCUUCACAACCGUGCGCGUGCUGAGGCCCUUCAGGCACUGUUGAAGUGCGGAGGGUUGGCCGUGCAGCAACUAGCGGAGACUGAAGGGGCCAACGUCGAGCAUGCGAACAAUGUCAAGCAGCAAUGGGAGCAGCAGCAAGGUUUGUUUGUGCAGCUGGCUACUGUUAUCAAGCAAGCGGCUUGA